UGGACGGAAUAUAUAUAUAUAUAUCCCAGAUCCCGUUGGAAACCAACUAGAGCUUUCUUUUCUCACUCAGGAAUUUAAUUUUUUACGCGUCGGACGCGUAAGUAAAGUAUCUUCCUAGAAAAAGGAAAACACAUAUACCCACUCUCUUUUAAAAAAGGGUGCUUUUUUUAUUUAGGAGAUUUUUAUUUCCUAAUUCUUUCUUUUAUAUCUUUUCUUUCAUUUCUUGCAUUAAAAAAUACAAAAUAACGUUCAUUUUUUGAGCUGGUAUUCUUUCUUUUAAAAUGAAACUUGCUCUCUGGUCUUUGGUUACUGCCGGACUUCUUUGUUUGGCUAAUGCCGUCUCUCCCGUUCAUGUGGACGGCCGUUAUUUCUGGAACCAAAAUGGUACACGUUUCUUUAUCAAGGGUAUCGCCUAUCAACGCGAUACAGACGGCAGUUCUAAAUAUAUUGACCCUCUUACCGAUAAAAGUGCUUGCCAACGUGAUGUCAAGUACUUGAAAGAACUCUCUGUUAACACCAUCCGUGUUUACAGUGUUAACUCUUCUGCAAACCAUGAUGAUUGCAUGAAGGUUUUUGAUGACAAUGGAAUUUAUGUUCUUUCCGAUUUGUCCAGCCCUGAUGUGUCUAUCAAUGCUGAAGAUCCCUCUUGGUCUGUUGAUUUGUUUAAGCACUAUACUGAUGUUGUUGACUCUUUGGCUCCUUACAACAAUGUCCUCGGCUUCAUUGCUGGUAAUGAGGUCGUGCAAAAUGCCAAUAACACUAAUGCUGCUGCUUUUGUUAAGGCUGCUGUCCGUGAUGUCAAGAAAUAUAUCGUCAACUCUGGUCAUCGCCAAAUCCCCGUUGGUUACUCCACUAACGAUGAGGAAAAGACUCGUGUCGCCAUGUCUCAUUACUUUGACUGCGGUGACAAAGAGGAUAUUGUUGAUUUCUAUGGUAUUAACAUUUACGAAUGGUGUGGUGACAGUAACUUCCAGGAAUCUGGUUAUUCUGAGAGAACUCAAGAAUUCAAGAACUAUACUGUUCCUGUCUUCUUCAGUGAAUUUGGUUGCAUUGAAGUUCGUCCCCGUAAGUUCACCGAGAUUAAGGCUAUGUUCAGUGAUGAGAUGACUGACGUUUGGUCUGGUGGUGUUGCUUAUGAAUACUUUCAAGCCGCCAACAAAUUUGGUGUUGUCAGCGUAAGUGGUGACUCCGUUAGCACUCUUACCGAUUUCUCUCACCUCUCUUCUAUGUAUGCCUCUGUUCAACCCUCUUCUACGCAAUCUUCUUCUAUGUCUCUCACAUCCUCUGGUCAAUCUUGCGCUGCUACCCAAAGUGCUUGGAAGGCCGCUACAGACUUACCUCCUACUCCUUCAGAGGAUGUUUGUGAGUGUAUGGACAAGAGCAGAGAGUGCGUCGUAGUUGACAGUGUUGACUCUGAUGACUACGGAGAUCUUUUUAGCUAUGUCUGCUCUAAGAUUAAUUGCGAUGCUAUCAAUGCAAACGGUACCUAUCCCGGUAAAUACGGUUCCUUCAGCUACUGCGAUGCUAAGCAAAAGCUGAACUAUGUUUUGAAUGCUUACCAUGAACAAAAGGGCGGCUGUGACUUCAGCGGUUCUGCCACCUCCACUUCUGCCGCUUCUGCCACCGGUGCUUGUUCCUCCUACCUUUCUGCUGCUGGUAGUUCUGGUACCAAUGUUAUUUCCGUCACUCCUGACCAAAAUGCUGUUUCCAAGGGUAACGGUACUGAUAACAUGUCUAGCACUUAUGGUGGUAGUAGUGGAAAGAACAGCAGCAACAGCAGCUCUGGUAAUGAAAAGAGUGCUGCCAGUUCUUCAUUCAAUACCAACGCCAUUGUUGCAUUGGUCUCUAUGAUUGCUGGUGGUAUUGCUGUUUUGUGCAUCUAAAACUUAAGUUAACCGUUGCUAAUGCGGGUCGCAUUCUCAUUUUGUUUGAUACAUUUUCUAUAAGUUUGUUAAAUCUAUUGCAAUGUACAUUUGUGUUAUAUGAUAUAUACUUAUCCAUUAUUUUAUUACAUCUUUAAUUCUCUUUGUUUUAUUUUUUAGAUAUCUACAAUAAAUAUUUUCAAUGACUG
This is a messenger RNA of Schizosaccharomyces cryophilus OY26, 2071 nucleotides long. Its product is annotated as cell wall protein Gas1. Bases 282 to 1883 code for a protein of 533 amino acids. Gene Ontology annotation, molecular function: 1,3-beta-glucanosyltransferase activity. The transcript has a single exon. Gene Ontology annotation, cellular component: cytoplasm; fungal-type cell wall. The record is from RefSeq and is a predicted model, not a curated record. Gene Ontology annotation, biological process: fungal-type cell wall (1->3)-beta-D-glucan biosynthetic process. NCBI's taxonomy places the organism in Eukaryota, Fungi, Ascomycota, Schizosaccharomycetes, Schizosaccharomycetales, Schizosaccharomycetaceae.